UGUUAUAGUCUUGACGGAUUUGUUAAAUUAAAACUUGACUUAAAUAAUUAACUAACGACAGAAAAACAAUUGUUAAAAUGAGUUUUUUAAAACCAAAAACGCACAUAGAGCAGGGAGAUGUUGUCAUAUUAUAUUUAAGCGUAAAUUCCAUGCAUGCCAUCGAAGCGGUGCCGACAAUAGUAAACAAAAAAGGCGAAACAAUAGCGCACAUUUUCCAGACACCCUACGGAUCCCUCAAAGUGCAAAAUAUUAUUGGAGUUGAGUAUGGAAGUCGUGUGGAACUAUCCAAGGGCUGGGCGCACGUGUUGCAGCCAAAUCCAGAAUUGUGGACACAAACACUGCCACAUCGCACACAAAUCAUUUAUACACCAGACAUUAGCAUGAUACUACAUCAAUUGGAGGUACGACCUGGCGCAGUGGUUGUGGAGUCCGGCACAGGUUCCGGUUCGUUGUCACACUACUUUCUGCGAGCUCUGAAGCCCACGGGUCACCUGCACACAUUUGACUUUCACGAGGCGCGCGCGGAUCAGGCGCGAGAGGAGUUCAAGCAGCAUGGUCUUGGUGACUUUGUCACUGUGUAUCACCGAGAUGUGUGCAAUUUGGGCUUCACCAGCGCACUUGAUGGUGCAGCCGAUGCCGUGUUCUUGGAUCUACCCGCACCGGAUUUGGCAGUGCCACAUGCAUUCAAGGCGUUGAAGCUGUCGGGUGGCCGCUUUUGCUCGUUCUCGCCUUGCAUUGAACAGUCGCAGCGCUGCAUUGAGAUGCUAACCAAACUGGGCUUCAAUGAGAUCUGCUCCAUGGAGGUGCUGCAGCAGGAGAGUGUUAUAAAAACACGCACGUUGCCUAUCAUUGAUUUGGAGUUUCUUAAAGAGCCCAAGCCCGCAGACAAUGGCACAAAUGACGAGAACAAGACCAAGGAGCCCAAGGAGCUUAAGAAAUACUUGACAUCGAGCAAUCCACAGGUGCUGCCCGGACACACAGGUUUUCUAACAUUUGCCACACUGCCACCCAAUAUACCCAAGGCAUAA
Molecule: messenger RNA, 1028 nt
Organism: Drosophila busckii
Lineage: Eukaryota; Metazoa; Arthropoda; Insecta; Diptera; Drosophilidae
Gene: Trmt61
Product: tRNA (adenine(58)-N(1))-methyltransferase catalytic subunit TRMT61A
Exons: 3
Coding region: 78-1028 (316 amino acids)
Biological process (GO): tRNA methylation
Cellular component (GO): tRNA (m1A) methyltransferase complex; nucleus
Source: RefSeq, a predicted model, not a curated record